AACAACCGUUGGCUUUGGCUGAGGUGAAGGCUGAGGUGGAGGCCUCACCGCGUGUCCACACGCGAGGUCUGCGGAGGAAGGCGUUCGUGUGGUGGGAAUUGUUGGAAGAAUCCUGAUUCAUUCUCAUGAUGGCUACUGCUCAGCUCUCCCACAACACCAGAACACUGAAGGCAUCUAAGAACACAAUUUUCCCAUCUCAAAUCACAAAUGAGCAUGAAUCACUGGUGAUGGUGAAGAAACUUUUUGCUACUUCUAUCUCAUGUAUAACAUAUUUGAGGGGCCUAUUUCCAGAGAGCUCUUACAGAGAUCGCCAUUUGGAUGCAUAGGAAAACCAUAUGAAAAGGUAGAGGACUCUGAGAGCUGGUGAGAUGGCUCUGCAGGUACAGACAUACUUGCUGCCAAACCUAAUGAUCUGGGACCCACGUAAUGAGGAGAGACCCCUACCUCAGUUUAAAAAUUCUCCGGGAAGACAAAAAGUGUCCUGGAUCAUUACAUAUUAUUAAAUGGAUUCAAGGUUGUUUUGAUGCUUUGGAAAAGAGAUACCUAUACAUGGCAGUAUUAACACUUUACACAAAUCCCAAGGAACCUGAGAAAGUGACUGAAAUUUACCAAUUCAAAUUCAAAUAUACAAAAAAGGGAACCACUAUGGACUUUGACAGCAGUAGUACAAGCUUUGAAAGUGGGACAAACAGUGAAGAUACCAAGAAAGCCUGUUCCCUACUAAUCCGUCAAUUGUAUGUACUGAUGCAGAACCUUGGACCCCUUCCUACUGAUGUUAUACUUACUAUGAAACUCCAUUAUUAUAACUCAGUGACACCACAUGAUUACCAACCCCCUGGUUUUAAAGAAGGGGUGAAUUCACACUUCCUAUUGCUUGAGGGGGAGCCUGUGAGUUUUCGAAUGGGUUCAGUCUCCUCUGGCUUUCACAGUAUGAAAGUGAAAGUCACAACUGAGGCCACCAGAAUGCUUGAUGGGGAGAACAGUGUCGGUCAGGAGGAUGGCACGACUGAGAUAGCCCAUCAGGGUCUAGACUAUGAUGAGGAAGAAGAGGCCUGCGGCAGUCAAGUUCAAAGAACAAAUUUUGUGCACAUUGAACCAAGCUUUGAAAGCUCCAGGAAGAAGAGGAAGAUCAGCGAACCAGUGACAGUCUUCAUUCCUAACAGAAAAUGAAACUUAGGUGCCUUUGCUGUGCCUAUUUUGCAAAAAUGUGUGAAAUGUAACAGGAGAGUCACCAAACCUUUUUCCUAAAGCUUUUGCUCAUGUUAUUACUCAGUUUGUGAAGUGGCUAAGCUAUUGAGCAGGACAUAGAUUCACUUCUCCAGAAGGAAACAAGAUCACCAGAGCUGCCUUGGGAUGGGAUUAUCUCACGGCUGAGUUAGAGAUGAGACACGCUUUGUGUUUGCACAAAAACCACAGCAGUUAUUUUGGAAAGAAAUAAGCUGCUGUUCUUAAAGAAAAGGGUUUUUCUUUACAUAAUUAAAUUCUCCAGGUAUCUCUGUGAAAUAUUCUGACUUGUUAUAACCUGUGUGUUGGAAUUCUUCUAUAGCUUUAUUAAAACUCUCACAGAGCAGCAUAGGAUGUGUGUGGAGGUGCUUAGCCAGGUGUGAUUUAUAUGUUGACUUCAGUCACAAAGUUGAUCAGCAGCAUGUGGAUCCAGAUGCCCUCCCUGUACAAUUUUUCAGCUCUGGCCCCAGGCUCUGUAUUGUUGGCCAAUCCCAAACAUGAGGUUCAGGAGCCUGGUUCCCUUGUAAGACCUAUGUUAAGUAUUUUCCCAAAAAUACUUGAGUUUAUCAGUCUGUAACUUGCAGGUGAUGAUAUUAGUCCCCUUCAUGUUCUGGAAAAAUUUUGAUAAACUUAGUGAUAAUGUGAUAUGAAUAAUAAAUGACUUAAAG
Molecule: messenger RNA, 1892 nt
Organism: Arvicanthis niloticus (Nile rat)
Lineage: Eukaryota; Metazoa; Chordata; Mammalia; Rodentia; Muridae
Source: RefSeq, a predicted model, not a curated record